Molecule: messenger RNA, 1607 nt
Organism: Myzus persicae (green peach aphid)
Lineage: Eukaryota; Metazoa; Arthropoda; Insecta; Hemiptera; Aphididae
Gene: CSN5
Product: COP9 signalosome complex subunit 5
Exons: 5
Coding region: 523-1542 (339 amino acids)
Biological process (GO): protein deneddylation
Cellular component (GO): cytoplasm; COP9 signalosome
Molecular function (GO): deNEDDylase activity; metallopeptidase activity; protein binding
Source: RefSeq, a predicted model, not a curated record
CCUAAUUUUCAUUGUAAUUUAACCUUUUCAGUGUUAUGAGCAUGACAAAUGGUUAUUGGUAGCACAGAAUAAAUACAUUUUUAAACUAUUAACUUCAUGUUGUUAUUAUACCUUAUGUCGUGAUAGUUGAUAUUUUGAGUUCUUUAUCAACUAAGUAGUGACACUAGUAAGCUUGUACCGUAGUAGGUACUCCGAUAGUCCACUCAUCAUCAUAUUAAACAAAGAAGAAAGAAAACAGCAGUACUCAGUAGUUUUAGAUUCAAGAUAGUUUGUUUGAACUUUGAGUUAAGAGCUGGAUGGUGAGAGUAUACGAAAAGUCGAAAACAUUAUUUACAAAAUUUGCUGGUUAUUACUUAGAAGAUAUCAAUAUUUUCCGGCUGGAGAGAUUCAUCUUUUUAGAAAGUACCCACAGAUAUAUAAAAAUAGUAUUUUUAUAUAUCUGUGAAAGUACCUAAUUGAAUCAAUUUGCUACAUUUUUAGAUAUUUUUAGGUAUUCAGAUAUCUUAAAAGUAGUUCUGUAGUAUGGCGUCUACAUCAAGAGAUUCCCAAGAAAUCAUUGCCAAAAAGACAUGGGAAUUGGAAAACAGUGUGCAAACCGUUAAUACAGUCGACGAUAUAUUCAAAUAUGACAAACAACAACAACAAGAUAUUUUGACUGCCAAACCUUGGGAGAAAGAUCCUCAUUAUUUUAAAGAUAUUAAAAUAUCUGCAUUAGCACUAUUAAAAAUGGUGAUGCAUGCUCGAUCUGGUGGUAUUUUGGAAAUAAUGGGUCUAUUACUUGGCAAAGUAGAAGGUAAUACUAUGAUUGUCAUGGAUUCUUUUGCUUUACCUGUUGAAGGAACAGAAACAAGAGUCAAUGCCCAAGCACAAGCAUAUGAAUACAUGACGGCAUACAUAGAAUCUGCUAAAGUAGUGGGACGUCAAGAAAAUGCGAUUGGUUGGUAUCAUAGUCACCCGGGUUAUGGAUGCUGGUUAUCUGGUAUCGAUGUUUCAACACAAAUGUUAAAUCAAAAUUUUCAAGAACCGUUUGUAGCAAUUGUCAUUGAUCCAGUUAGAACAAUUUCUGCUGGUAAAGUUUGCUUGGGGGCAUUCCGUACUUAUCCUAAGGGCUAUAAGCCUGCAAAUGAAGAACCUUCUGAGUAUCAAACUAUUCCAUUAAAUAAAAUUGAAGACUUUGGAGUACACUGUAAACAAUACUAUUCAUUAGAAGUAAACUAUUUCAAAUCUUCCCUUGAUCGACGUUUAUUGGAUUCAUUAUGGAACAAAUAUUGGGUGAACACUUUAAGCUCAUCCAGUUUAAUAACAAAUGCUGAUUACCUAACAGGUCAAAUAAAUGAUCUUUCCGAUAAGCUAGAACAAGCCGACACCUCCCUGAGUCGUACAUUUUUUGAGCCUGUUGAUCGUACUAAAACAGAAAAUAAAUUGGUAAAAGCUACAAAAGAUAGUAAUAAAGCUACAAUUGAAAUAUUAUGUGGAUUGAUGUCUCAAACAAUUAAAGAAGCUCUGUUUAAUAGUUGUACACCGAAGAAUAAUCAGCAAUAAAUAACAAAUCUGUAUUGUAAUUACUAAGUAAAUAAUUAAAAUGUUCAAUAUAACAUAUUAUAAUA